Stegastes partitus (bicolor damselfish) is the source of this 1566-nucleotide messenger RNA. RefSeq names its product ER membrane protein complex subunit 4 (gene emc4). Lineage: Eukaryota; Metazoa; Chordata; Actinopteri; Pomacentridae. The transcript is spliced from 6 exons. The record is from RefSeq and is a predicted model, not a curated record. Bases 172 to 744 code for a protein of 190 amino acids.
CAUCACUGCGGGCCCCGGAACCAUCAAGCGACGAGGACUCAGUACUGGCCGCGAGCAAAAUAUUCGCCUUUUUCCUCAAAGGAAAGCGACAAAAGUGAUCUCGUAGCGGUGGUUUGAAUGUUUCUAUAAGGUGCUUUCUGUCUCUAAGGUCCAGCAGUACAGGUGGUUGCCAUGGCGUCUCCAGGGGGACAAGGAGGAGGAGGGGCUCUGUCGACGAGAGGAGGCAGCGGGGCGAGGAGGAUGAAGUGGGCUCUGGAGCUGAGCUUGGGCAACACCAGGAGUCGUGGUGACCGUCAGGGCGGGCAGGGCGACGUCGUUUACCCCAUCGGCUACUCUGAGAAACCCGUCCCCGACACCAGCAUCCAGGAAACCGACAAGAACCUGGUGGAGAAGCGCUGCUGGGACGUGGCCCUGGGGCCCCUAAAACAGAUCCCCAUGAACCUGUUCAUCAUGUACAUGUCGGGCAACACCAUCUCCAUCUUCCCCAUCAUGAUGGUCUGCAUGAUGGCCUGGAGGCCCAUACAGGCUCUUAUGUCCAUGUCUGCCACCUUCAAGCUGUUGGAGAGCUCCAGUCAGCAGUGGCUGCAGGGACUCGUCUACCUGAUCGGUAACCUUCUGGGCUCGGCGUUGGCCAUCUACAAAUGUCAGUCAAUGGGCCUGCUCCCAACACACUCGUCUGAUUGGCUGGCUUUCAUAGACCCACCUCAGAGGAUGGAGAUCAUGGGCGGAGGGAUGGUGUUGUGAAGAGGACGGAGCAUGCACACACAGGAUUCAGAUAUUUCCAGAGGUUAUAUACUGUACGCUCUCCACAGGCCGCCCGUCACAGCUCAGGUCGAAGUCAAUUCUGCCAGCUGUCUAUUUCUUGUAUACAACAGACGCGAACACGGCAGUUAAAACAAGCAAGAUGUUUGUUAAAUCAGCAGCAGGGUGCGCGGCACAGCUUAAAGCCAAGAUUUUAUCCACCACACACACACACACACACACACACGCACACGCACACACACAGUUUGCCUUUCUUGACAACAACGUGACAUUACUUCAGCCCUGCUCUGCUUCAUGUGUUGGCCAUGACCUUUUCUUAUUCUCCUCAUAAAGAUUUCAAAGCCAGCAGAUCAUCGUAUUGACUCUCAUUAAAACUACUGUAGUUCUCUUUCCUGAUGAAAUUGACUUCACAUGAUAAGAGAUUAUUUAUACAGAGUUAGACCUGCUUUCGUGGGGGGCAAACAUCACUAAUUACCAGAAUUUUAUCUAUAACUCCUAAAAACGGAGGUCAUAGUCUGUAAAGUCUUUUCUUUUUGUCAAGCGUUUCUGGUUCUGUUGGACUAGAAUCGUGUUUUCUUCCUUUUUACUUUCACCAUUUCUUGUUUAGUUGUUUCUCAGUUUGUAGUGAAACGCUUGAUUUUGUCAACAUGAUUUCAGCAUGCUAGCCAGCAACAUUUACUAACCUGUUUUAAUUUAUAGGUCUGUUUAAUUUAUACUGAUUUGCCCUGUGAAAAUGUUCUAUAUAAUAAAUCCUUAUUGGUUGAAACUAAACGGUUUUGAGUGUCAUUAAAGGUGUUUGAUGGA